UACCAUUAUGCCCGAGGGUGUAAACCUAAGUUGUGGCUGCAGGUUGUAUAUAUUAUUGAUGACGAGUACUGCGAAGGGUUAAUACGGAAAGUAGUACAGCGAAAGCAGCAGCGGCCACUUUUCCACGCUCUUUACAACGUCCCGCACAAAGGAGAAUAGUGGAGCGUCGAAAGGGACGCAGGGGUUUAUCUCUACUGCACCUCCAGCACGCUGUCUAUCAACCAUCGUUGUAAAUACAUUCGCUGUGAAUACACGCUCAGGCCAUCUGUGUGAGUGACUGUGAUCUCUCAUGUCCGCCCACGGCCACCCCUCCACCUCCUCCCAGCAGCCGCACCUCUCCAAUAUCCUCGCACCAGCCAGCCAGCCAGCCAACACUGAGCGAACGGAGAGCGAGAUCCAAGCAGAUGAUGGUGGCGGAGAGGGCGAGCAAGGCCAGAAUGCAGACCGGAGCGAUAGUAGCAAGGGUAAGGAGAAGGAUAAGGAGUAUGACAAAUGGAUACAGGGGAUUGACUAUGCUUACGAAUAUGUGCCUGUAACUCAGCGACGUCAAGGAAGAAAGAAUAUGUAAGUGUCUUGCUGUCGUGGUGGCUUGGGUUCCUGUUCCUUUCUCUGUUUUUUUCCUCUCUUGGAUUGGGCUUUGUUAUGAAUGGCUUCGCUAGGUGAUGGACGCCAAAUCUACCUUCUCUCUGGAAGCUUUCAAUGAACGGACGAUUAUUACCACAUAGACUUGUCAAUUUGGCCUUGCUCGUCACGCGGGACUGCUUUUUAUCAUUGUCACUCUUUCACACCUUAACUUGUUUUGUAUCACAAAUUAUCAAUUUUGAAUUCUCGUCGCGGUUAAAAGCGUAUUCGGCAAUUCUUAUUUGCACUGCGUUGUUUUCACCAUCGCGGACCUCAUUCUCUUACCAGGAAAGCCGGCUCUGAAAGAACGGGAAUCCUACGUUUUCGCCUCUGCUUCUAUUACUUGUUCAUUAGUCACUCAGUGUCACCGGCUUUCCCUGUCAACUUAUAUAUCAUGACCUGCGUACAUUCGCAGAAAUCUACAGCUUCGCCCGGUUUCCUUUAGACUGCAAGAUCCUCUGGACUACGAUAUUAAAAGUAUUCGAGGCAGCUAGUUCUGACGAUGGGCGAAUUGGGAAACUGGAGGACUUUCAAGAGACUUGUCGUCGUAUUCUCCACAAGCUGAGAGCAAGAUACUGUCGAACGCUGUUGAGGGCUCUUCCUUUGCGCAAUCGGAUCCCAGCCCUUUCCAUUUGUAAGGCUCGCACAAAGCUUCCCGACUACACUAUAGUGUCUGCCCUUCACAAAAAUGAACCAAAUGAGAUUCUUCGCCCGAGGGUCAUCUAGCAUACCACAAUCCACUCGUACGUCUGACGAAAAACAAUACUUCGCGGCACUAUAUUGGGCUCUCACAUUACGAGUGCUCGCCUUUAUUUGGAUCGGAGUCCAUUUGCUGUGAAGUCAACUCAAACCGUCCAUCGGAAAUUCGCGCGAUGGACAAUGGUCUAUUUGUGCAGAUCGUUUCAAAAGCCCGCAAGAUGUUUUGUGGGAUGUCACUUUCCCUCUCCUCUUCAGCCCGGCGAAAAGAGGUGGUGGGGUGAUAGAGGGUUGGAGGAUUGGAUGAGGGCUGUUCGGUUAUUAUUCUGAACCUGACAAUCCCACGGUGGAUCUGUCUUAACACUUAAAACCCAAGGAUGUUUUAUGAAACAUGUUUGCAUGUAGAACCACAUCGCCAAGGCUCAUUACCUCUUCGCCUGAAACUUCUACACCCACAGCAUGUGGAUUCGCGGACACCGUUCAAGGAUUUUGUCCAACGUUCGAUCGCCGACACCUAUCAAAAAUCACCGGACACCUUUGAUCUCCACAUACACACAAUUGUAUACACAAAAACAGUCACUCCUACGUCCAUUGUCCUUUUUCUCGCUUUAUCAGCCCUAUACUUUCCCCUGCAUUGCCCCGCAUCGCAGUAGUCUUCCCGAUCUUAUCGCUCCUUAUUGUUCUUUUAGGGUCCUUUUGAACACACAUCAUCCUUGAUAGUUUCGUUCAUCUAUUACGAAAGUACCCAAGGACGUUGUUCUUUGUGCUCUUUGUGUAUCGCUCGUCUUUUCGUUGGUCGAAGUGCUGUAAAGAGUGAUUUCCAAAAAGUCUUCAGGCUUGUGCCUUUAAUUACCCAUUCCCUGCUUUAUUUUGCUUGUUCUUUUAUUUCCUUUUUAUUCUUCUUCUUCUCUUGCCUCAUGGUCCAUCACUCACAAUUAACGUCGAAUGGGGCUGAUCAGAUGUCUUUUUACGUCUACCCACCACCUCCACCGCCCGGCUAUCAACUUGUCUACGUACCGCCCUUUCACACUACCCACUUACCACGCCAACGUCCUUGUUCAACUUCAUCACUGCCGACUACACCUUCCAACCCUUACCCUCCCCAUCUCCCCACGCCAUCCUACACGCCAAUGUCAAUACGGCACUGUUCCUCGGUUGCGACGGACCAUGAUUGUAUACUCAGAACAUACGAGCUUACCAUGCGGCAACAGCCUGUACAGGCAAGGAUGUGUGGGAUUGGAGAUAAAUCCGAUCGACGGCCAGUGGAUCCCACGCCAAUCAUUCAGCUGAAGGUUAUCGACCCGCAAGGCGAUGAUAUCACCUCAAUCGAUCCUCAGACUAGGCAGCAGAUCCGAAGGCCGUCCGGUUCUGAGGGCAUGACAUAUAUGCAAAAUCCAUACUAUUUCUUAUUCGCUUGCCUUGUCGGCGGUGAGGAACAGGAGGACGAGCUUCAUGUUAUUGAUGAUGGCAAAACCCGAUUCCUAACCGGGACACCUGUUUCUUCAUUGUAUCAUCUUAAGGACUUGGAUAAUUCGGAUGCGGCCUUCUUUGUGUUCCCUGAUCUUGGUGUGAGGAAAGAGGGGAGAUACAAGUUGAAAUUGACGUUGUUUGAGAUUGUCGAUCAAGAAGUAUAUUACUGUACCACAAUGUUCACUUCUACAUUCUCUGUGUACUCAGCCAAAAAGUUUCCAGGAAUGUCAAAAGCUACAGAUUUAUCGGUAUCAUUCGCCGAGCAGGGCCUCAAAAUUCGAGUCCGUAAAGAUCCUCGCCAACCUGCGCGUGCAACGGCAUCUUCAAGUGGAAAAUCGAAGCGGAAGAGUGAUGCGCACGAAUCAGAAGAGGAGGCGCCAGCGCAAGGGCAGUCCAAGAGGACCCGAGGGCUUUCGAUGGGUUACCCCGGACACGAACAACGUUUCCACCCUCCUCCAGGCGAACACCAUUACUACCCUUAUCCUCCCAACUAUCCUCCCCCGUCCGGUUAUUAUCCUCCAUCAGGUCAUCCCAUGCCUCCCCCACCACCACCUAGUGCAUACGACCCUUACCGCUCUCAUAUGUCCCGUAGCGGAUCGCCGUACUCUUACCACCCACCUUACCCCCCUUACUCUGCCCCAGGAUAUCCACCACCUCCAUCAAGUAACUAUCAUGUCAACUCUGGCCGUCCGUCUACCAAUCCAGAAUCAAGUCCAAGUAGACAUCGCCACUCUCUGCCUCCUCCGGGAUAUGUUCUGGACCCCCGCCCAAUUCCGUUGCCUUCUUCUCAUGGCCACCAUGCGUACCCAACAUCAUCUGGUAUGGGGUACCCGCCAUACCCAAUGCAUAGCGAGUCCUAUGACCGAGCAGGUGUGCCAUGGGCUCAGGAGCGCCGUCCAACAUUGCCGCCGCCACCACUUCCAGAAUCUGCGAUGGGCAGACCUGGGUCUCGAGGAACUGGUCAUCAUUCGACCCAUCCUUCUUCUCUUCGUCAAGGGGUUUCUCCACUCGAAAGCCCAGGAAGACUUCAGUAUGCUCAAAGUCCCGAUAUGGGAUCAUACAGACCAUUAUCGUCUGCUAGCACCAGAGAAGGCAGGGAUGGGCGAGAAAGGGAGAGGGAACGUGAACUACAUAGGGGAUCGCCCGUCAUACUGCCUCCGAUCACUCGAUCACCAGUUCUUAUUUCACAGGGUCUGCCAUCCAUCACCGACCCUCGAGAGUCUCGGGAAUGUCUGAAUCAGAGUGAGAGCAGGGCAAGCGUGGGUGGAGAUUCUGGGUCUCGUCCAAGCAGUUCAGGCAAAAACAAGAUGGGAUUGGGCAACCUGCUGGGUUGAGAGAAUACUGAAAAAGGAGCUGUGUCAUUUAUUGUGAUAUAGUAGAGCAAAUAGAACAAUGAUAAAACUGCAUACCUUAGUUAAGAUGCAUAAUAGUGUGGUCCUCGCCG
Messenger RNA from Cryptococcus deneoformans JEC21, 4231 nucleotides. RefSeq lists its product as hypothetical. Bases 2235 to 4121 code for a protein of 628 amino acids. The transcript has 12 exons. The record is from RefSeq and is a predicted model, not a curated record. NCBI's taxonomy places the organism in Eukaryota, Fungi, Basidiomycota, Tremellomycetes, Tremellales, Cryptococcaceae.